Molecule: messenger RNA, 2452 nt
Organism: Gossypium raimondii (Peruvian cotton)
Lineage: Eukaryota; Viridiplantae; Streptophyta; Magnoliopsida; Malvales; Malvaceae
Product: probable methyltransferase PMT18
Exons: 7
Coding region: 256-2157 (633 amino acids)
Cellular component (GO): trans-Golgi network; cytoplasm; endosome
Molecular function (GO): methyltransferase activity
Source: RefSeq, a predicted model, not a curated record
AAAGGGUUUCUUCAUUUUUCUUAUUUUAUGUUGAAAUUUGUGAACAGAUGAAUAUGGCAAGUGAACUGCAGAUGUCAAGAAAUGGAAAUGAGAGCUGCUGCUAGCUCAACAAUCUUCUACUUCCCUUUUUUGUCCUUUUAAAAGUACCAACAUAUUUGGAUUUUUGAGUUGCUGAAAGUCUCAGGGAAGAACAAGUUUACCUUCUUCAGGUACUUCCUUCUUCAGCUUGUGAUGAGAUAAUCGCCUUUGAUCCUGAUGGCCAAAGAGUACAGUGGAUCACCAAAGCAUCAUCAUCGACUCGAAGCGAAGAGGAACCCCCUUACUUGGAUUCUAGGGGUUAGUUUCCUCUGCAUAUUGUUUUAUGUGUUGGGAGCUUGGCAGCGUUCUUCUAACCCCAACACUACUCAAUUUAGUGCAUACAAUAGAGGUGGCUGUGAUAGUCAUGUUACUACAUCCGACAACGGCAAUGCUGUAGUUGGUCAUCCAUCAUCAACCAACUUGGACUUUGCAAGCCAUCAUCAAGUUGUGCUAAACAGUUCUAAAACAGUCAGUCAGUUCCCAUCAUGUGAUAUGUUAUUCAGUGAGUACACUCCCUGUCAAGAUAAAGUGAGAGGAAGGAAAUUCGAUCGUAACAUGUUGAAAUACAGAGAGCGGCAUUGUCCCGCGAAGGAAGAACUUCUCCGUUGUCUUAUACCUGCUCCUCCACAAUAUAAGACCCCUUUCAAGUGGCCUCAGAGCCGAGAUUAUGCCUGGUACAGCAAUAUCCCCCACAGAGAACUCAGCAUUGAGAAGGCUAUUCAGAAUUGGAUUCAAUUAGAGGGUAAUCGUUUUAGAUUCCCUGGGGGAGGUACCAUGUUCCCUCGGGGAGCUGAUGCAUAUAUCGAUGAUAUUGGCCGGCUCAUUCCUCUUACUGAUGGAACUAUUAGAACAGCAAUUGAUACUGGCUGUGGGGUUGCAAGUUUUGGUGCUUACCUCUUGAAUAGGAAUAUCUUGACAAUGUCUUUUGCUCCAAGAGAUACGCACGAAGCACAGGUCCAGUUUGCGCUGGAACGUGGAGUUCCAGCAAUGAUUGGAAUUAUGGGGUCACAGAGGCUUCCAUACCCCGCUAGGGCUUUUGACUUGGCUCAUUGUUCUCGCUGCUUGAUCCCUUGGAAAAAAUAUGAUGGUUUGUACCUCGCUGAAGUGGACCGGAUUCUACGGCCUGGUGGUUAUUGGGUUCUUUCCGGUCCCCCUAUUCACUGGAAGAAGUUCUGGAGAGGCUGGGAAAGGACACGGGAGGACUUAAAACAAGAGCAAGAUGCUAUUGAAGAUGUUGCCAAAAGCCUAUGCUGGAAGAAAGUGAUUGAAAAGAAUGAUCUAUCGGUUUGGCAAAAACCCAUUAACCACGUUGAGUGCUUCAGAAGUAAGAAGGUCUUGAAAGCACCGCACAUGUGCGAGUCAGAUGAUCCAGACACAGCUUGGUACCGGAAUUUGGAAGCUUGUGUAAUUCCACUUCCUGAAGUAAGCAGCUCAGAUGAUGUUGCUGGUGGGGCAAUAGAAAAAUGGCCAGAGCGAGCAUACGCUGUUCCUCCUAGAAUUAGGAGUGGCUCAACACCAGGCGUCACAGCUGAGAGAUUCGUAGAGGAUAAUAAACUUUGGAAGGAAAGAGUAGCACAUUACAAACGAAUCAUUAGUCCACUUCCCACUGGACGAUAUCGGAAUAUUAUGGACAUGAAUGCUUACCUUGGGGGAUUUGCAGCAGCUAUGUUAAAUUAUCCAGUUUGGGUCAUGAAUGUGGUUCCUAUAAAUUCAAAUCAUGACACUUUGGGAGUUAUUUAUGAACGAGGCUUAAUUGGUACCUACCAGGACUGGUGUGAGGCAUUCUCAACAUAUCCAAGAACAUAUGAUCUCAUCCAUGCUAGUGGCUUGUUUACUUUAUACCAGAACAGGUGUGACAUCACUUACAUCUUGCUGGAGAUGGAUCGGAUUCUGAGGCCGGAAGGGACCGUUAUAUUUAGGGACACAGUGGAGCUGCUUGUGAAGAUCCAGAGUAUAACGGAUGGAAUGAGAUGGAAGAGUCAGAUAAUGGACCAUGAAAGCGGACCUUUCAAUCCAGAGAAAAUUCUUGUUGCUGUCAAAACAUACUGGACUGGUGAAGCAACUCAAAAACAGCUCUAACUGGGAUUUCAAUCAUCUCUCUUUUCUGCACUUCAUUUGUCACAAUUUUCCAUCUUGGGAACAGUCAAAAUCACUGAAGGGUAAAAGGGUGGGUUUGAUUAAAAUUAUUGAUGGUAUAAUUUCAUUGAUGCACUGUAAUACUAAGCAGAUUCUGUUUGUACUACAAAUCUAGCGGAUACUGUCAUUGUCUUAACUCUUGGUGAUAUAGUAUGAUUAGCUAAAUAGAUAUGUACACUGUCUGCAGUAAUUGAAAAGUAAGCUCUCUGUAGCCUGCCCCUACAGUUUUUGAAUUAAA